GGAAGGCAAUUCAGUUGCAGUUUCUUUAGCUAACAAAGGCGUUCUUGAUAGAGUUUCACAAACCUACACUUCUACAAAUAUGUUUCCUAUAUCCAUUAGACUUCUUAUUCAGCAAGAUCAGCAGGAGAUAAGGUCCAUUAGAAAGAAGAACAAAAUUACAAGGCCAUCAUGA
This is a messenger RNA of Ilex paraguariensis (yerba mate), 172 nucleotides long. NCBI's taxonomy places the organism in Eukaryota, Viridiplantae, Streptophyta, Magnoliopsida, Aquifoliales, Aquifoliaceae. The record is from the annotation of a GenBank genome assembly.